AUGACAUCCCCUAGCCAGGGAAAUCCCUCGACGGAGGCGGCGAUCGAGGAACUGAUCAAGGGGCGGGAAGCCGCCACCCGGCUUGGGGUCUUUCUGCAGGAGGCAACACUAGGGAAAUCGGCGAUCGAGGCCUUCAAGGAGGUCUUGGACUCAUUCUCUAGAUCACUCUCUGUGUUGGACUCCGGCCAGCCACUUAAGAAUCCGGCGAUCAUCGGAGUUGGUGGUCGCAACCAACUUCCAUCGAGGAUAGUCAAAUCCAAGACACUGGAUGAUGGCUACACAUGGAGAAAAUAUGGACAGAAGGAGAUCCAAAGCUCCAAGUUUCCGAGGGCCUACUUUAGAUGCACCCACAAGUAUGAUCAAGGUUGCAAGGCUAUCAGACAGGUGCAGCGAUCGGAGGAUGAUGAAUUUAUAAUCACUUACAUGGGGGAGCAUACAUGCAGGGAGCCAGCCAUGCUUCCCCAUAUCAUCUCACCUUCCUAUCUCGAGGGGUCUUGUCUAAUUAGCUUCAGAUCAAAUCCCACUGAUAAUAGACAAGAAGCCCCACUGCCCUCUUCCUUCCCUUCUUAUAAGCAAGAAUGUCAUGAAGAGGUGCUGAGUAAUCUGUCCCCAGGUAGCUCAUCAUCGGCGUAUGUCACGCUAUCAGCAGCCUACGAAGGGUCCAAGCUAAUGACACCAUUGGGCUCUACAUCCGAUCAUGGCGAUGUGACCUCGGGCUUCCACUCUUCUACCAGCAGCCUCCACUACGUGGGCUUCGGGACAGACUCAUUUGAGGAUAUAUUUGCUUUUGAUCAGGAUGGGUUCCUCCAAGACUAGGCCUGGUGGAGGGGUCGGUGUCUCUUUCUUACCUUCGUGUCUCUGGGGUAUCCCAUCUUGGCCAUUGAUGGAAGUUGGUGUACAGAAAUACAGAAAUCUUCUCCGCUGUAACAAGUAAUUAGUCAAGGAGUUGAUGAUAUCGCCAGUUACGGACCAGUACUGGAUGAGAGGAUGAGAGAGAGAGAGAGAGAGAGAGAGAGAGAGAGAGAAACUUGGAGUCCUGAUCCUGAUGAAAUUUGGAUGCUCCUUGUGCCAACGGAGUUGGAUCAGCUUCGUUGGCAGUCCUCUCCUUGAAGAAAUCACAAAUUGAAACCUAGAUGUUGGCAUCCUAAUUAUAUUUGAAGGCGAUGUUGCGGUAUCUUAGAGAUGUGGCAUCUAUGUUAUUGCUGUGAAAGAGAUUUAAUUUGUUUGAAGAUUGUUGGAGCACUAUCAUUGAGCGCUAUUAUUGCUUAGAGAAUCCUGUUCUACUUUGUACUUUAGUGGAAGCCAAUGAUCCAUAAAUGCUCUCAGUUUCAGCAUUUUGUAAAUACAUCUGAGAUGCGUUUGGUUGAUAAUUGGAAUCUGAAUUCGAAUCGGAAUGGAAUGAGAAUAGAUUAGAAUAAAAGU
This is a messenger RNA of Phoenix dactylifera (date palm), 1422 nucleotides long. Lineage: Eukaryota; Viridiplantae; Streptophyta; Magnoliopsida; Arecales; Arecaceae. The record is from RefSeq and is a predicted model, not a curated record.